GCGUGUCAGUGUGUUGAUCUUAGACGAAAGCUUUGAAUUUGAAAAUCUAAGUGCAAUUAAAAGACUAAUUUACGUUAUGGAGUUGAAUAUUGUCGCCUCUUCAAUUAAUGAACGCGCGAUUAGCGAAAUGAAUGGCUGGAGAUGGUCACAACAGAUUGAAGUGGAGGAUUUUCAUAGAAUGACGACCUUUACUCUUGAUCCUCGAAAACAAAAUGUUGUAAUUAUGGAUCUUGCCACUUGGCAUAAACUUCCAAUAAAUUGUAGACCGCUACCAAAUCGAAUCACUUUUGUGGUGUCUCAUACAGAUGAUGACAUACUAAACGCUGGAGCACGUGUAUUCAGGUCUCUGAAUUCCUGUUUCGCAACAUUGAAAAAAAGAAAUUUUCAAUAUAAAUAUGAAAAAGUUUGGGUAAUAGGAGGCCAGAAACUAUUCAAGGAUGCUGUAGAAUGUGAAUACUUUCAGCGUGUAUUUUUCACCAGGAUUUAGUAAAAGGAUCAAUUGAAAAUGCUUCCGAACUGAUAUGACCACUAGCAAUCUCAAGAGUACAAUCCCUAUUCAUGCAAAGUUUAUGAAAGGAAGCGUUAAUUGUUAAUAAAUGUUUUUGUGUUCUGGGUUUUGAUAUGAAUGUUCUAAAUAAGUUUAUGACAGUUUUGUAUUUAUUUUUGGAAUAAAAUUGUGAUAAAAAAGA
This is a messenger RNA of Diorhabda carinulata, 689 nucleotides long. RefSeq names its product dihydrofolate reductase-like. The transcript is spliced from 4 exons. The record is from RefSeq and is a predicted model, not a curated record. Gene Ontology annotation, molecular function: dihydrofolate reductase activity; NADP binding. The coding region runs from base 77 to 487 and encodes 136 amino acids. Gene Ontology annotation, cellular component: mitochondrion. Lineage: Eukaryota; Metazoa; Arthropoda; Insecta; Coleoptera; Chrysomelidae. Gene Ontology annotation, biological process: folic acid metabolic process; glycine biosynthetic process; tetrahydrofolate biosynthetic process.